GUGAAGAGCUUGAACAUUCUUUUCGAAGAAACUGCGAUCACCGUCCCACCUUCUCCUUCGCCUUCCCCCAACGAGCGACGACUCCAUCCGCGCCAGGCUCCCCCCGCCCUUUCCUUCUCCUUCAUCGAACGACCCACCCGGCAGCCUCCAACCAGUUGCAGCAGCAACCAGCGCUGACGGCUACUGCUCCUCAGCACAACGACGCUACUUCAGUUCGCAGCUCUUCUCUGCCUCAUCCCAGCGACGACAGCCACGUCCAGGCCAGGAAUGGCGGCUCCUGCUCCUUGCUGGUCCAACCACAGUCGCAUGCCACUGGUCCAGCCACAGCCGUGCGCUGCUGUUUGUUCCGCUUGAUUCUGUGUUGUCGUUGCUGAGUUCACUCAAGAUUAAUUUCUCAAUACGGUCAACUCGAAUCUCUCUCCUUCAUGAGAUCUACUACAAUGGAAAAGGAUCAACCAAUUACUGUGACAGACACUGUUUAUAAGUUGCAACAUCACCUUCUUGAGGGCAUAAAAAAUGAAGAUCAACUAUUUGCAGCUGGAUCUUUGAUGUCGCAUAGUGACUAUGAAGAUGUUGUUAUUGAGCGGUCAAUUGCAAACCUGUGUGGCUAUCCGCUUUGCAACAAUUCUAUGCCAUUAGAUCGUCCUCAUAAAGGUCGAUAUCGCAUUUCGUUGAAGGAGCACAAGGUUUAUGAUCUACAUGAGACAUACAUGUAUUGCUCUUCCAGUUGUGUUGUUAAUAGUCGAGCUUUUGCAGGGAGUUUACAAGAAGAGAGAUGUUCUGUUCUGAAUCCAAUGAAACUUAAUGAUAUUCUAAGGAUGUUUGAUAAUUUGAGUUUAGAUUAUGAAUGUUUGGGGGAAAAUGGGGACUUGGGGCUGUCUAACUUAAAGAUUCAGGAGAAGAUGGUAGGCAGUGUGGGGGAGGUCUCUGUGGAAGAGUGGAUUGGUCCAUCAAAUGCAAUUGAGGGCUAUAUUCCACAACGAGAUCGUGUUUCCAUAAAUUCACCAUCAAAAGAUAAUUCCAAAGAAGGACCAAAAGCUAAGUGUACCAAACCAGUCAAUAAACAAGAUUGUUUCUUUAAUGACAUGGACUUUAUGAGCACUAUAAUCACUGAAGAUGAGUACAACAUUUCAAAAGCUCCCUCUGGUUCAUCAAGCACUGCCUCUGUCAUAAAUGUACAAGAGCAAGGAGGGAAAGAAAUUCGUGAAGGCUUAAAACAGUCAUCAUCUCCUGGAAAGCAUGGCUCCAAUAAGACAUCAAGAAAGUCACAAGGGGGGAAGAGUAAAAAGGUUGCAAAAGGUGAUCUUAGUAGCCAAGACCUGCCCACUUCAAAUUAUUCUCAGGUCAGUUCAAGUGCAAGUGAUGCUGAAGUUGAAGAAAAAUCUAAAAUUAAGAAAGCCGCUAAUUUGAGUGAAGCCAUGCUCAAACCCUCUCUUAAAGCUUUUGGUGCAAAGAAAUCUAAUCGCUCUGUUACUUGGGCUGAUGAGAAAAUUGAUGCUGGAAGUAGAAAUCUUUGUGAGGUCAGGGAAAUGGAAGAUAAAAAGGCAGUUCUUGAUACUCCUGACAGUAUGGACGGGGGACAUGAUGGUAACAUGUUGCUAUUUGAAUCAGCAGAAGCGUGUGCUGUAGCAUUGAGCCAAGCAGCAGAAGCUGUUGCAUCUGGAGAUGCUGAUCCUAGUGAUGCUAUGUCUGAAGCUGGAGUCAUCAUAUUACCACAUCCACAUGAUACAGAUAACGUUGAAAUGCUUGAACGAGAAUCUUCUUCUGUUAAGUGGCCAACAAAAGAGAUUCCAGGGGCAGAUUUAUUUGACUCUGAGGAUUCAUGGUAUGAUGCUCCGCCAGAAGGAUUUAGUUUGACGUUAUCCCCUUUUGCAACAAUGUGGAUGGCACUCUUUGCAUGGGUGACUUCGUCUUCGUUGGCUUAUAUAUAUGGGAGAGAUGAUGAAAGUUCCUAUGAAGAUUAUUUAUCUGUUAAUGGCAGGGAGUACCCUCGAAAGGUUGUCUUGAGAGAUGGCCGUUCUUCUGAAAUCAAGCAUACCAUUGAGGGGUGUCUUGCUCGGAGUUUACCUGGACUUGUAGCAGAUCUCAGGUUGCCAAUACCAAUGUCUAGACUGGAGCAAGGAGUGGGGCACUUGUUGGAAACAAUGUCCUUUUUUGAUGCGGUUCCUGCAUUCAGAAUGAAACAAUGGCAAGUCAUAGCUUUUCUCUUUGUUGAGGCUUUAUCUGUAUGUAGGAUCCCAGUUCUCACUUCAUACAUGACUAAUCGGAGGAUGAUGCUUCACCAGAUCCUUGAUGGUUCCCAGAUAAGUGCAGAAGAGUAUGAGGUUAUGAAGGAUCUCAUGAUACCUCUCGGCCGAGACCCUCGAGCUAGGAGUGGAGCAUAGUCUGUUAAAUAUUUUUCAGUCCCAUGGAGAACUUUGAUCAGAUAAUGCUAUUGCUGUUUUAAACAGUGAUUCUCAGGAGGUCUUGGGGAGGAAAGCUUAUGCAUACACACCGAUUUCAAUUCUCAUAGUGGAAAAUGAUCUAAUCAUGGUAUUGGCAUAUCUGGUAGUGAAACUGAUAUGGGAGCCUCAGCUAGGUCUCAUGCCUGCACAGUUAAAUUUUGGGAUCAAAUGAAAAAUGCUAUGCCAAUUCCCUUUAUAUGCAAAGGAAAGAUACCACUUAUUUUUGGCUAUUUGAUUGGUGCUUGUUUAUAUGUGCGUUUCGGCAAGAAUGAAGUUCCUGUAGCAGUAUCUCCUAUUUCCUAUUAUUAAGCAUGAAAGUUAAUUUAAAUUUAAGUUUUAUGUUUU
Molecule: messenger RNA, 2789 nt
Organism: Manihot esculenta (cassava)
Lineage: Eukaryota; Viridiplantae; Streptophyta; Magnoliopsida; Malpighiales; Euphorbiaceae
Product: putative RNA polymerase II subunit B1 CTD phosphatase RPAP2 homolog
Exons: 7
Coding region: 426-2384 (652 amino acids)
Cellular component (GO): cytoplasm; nucleus
Molecular function (GO): RNA polymerase II CTD heptapeptide repeat phosphatase activity; RNA polymerase core enzyme binding
Source: RefSeq, a predicted model, not a curated record